CAUGCUGGUUGUUCAGUAUUAAUCGUGAGGAAGUGCCAUCAUAUAAUGUUUGAUGGAGAUGGUCUGAAACAUCCUGUGAAUUAAAGUACCUGAAAAUUAAAGAAUGUGGAGAGCUAACCGUCACCUCCUUCCCCCGCAAUGGAAUAAGUUAUCACGGCAGUGCAAAUGGUCUGCUUUGAAGCGUGGUCUUUGUGCACUGAAAGAAGAGAGCAAGAAAUGCAACUCUUUAGAGGCUGCAAGUCAGCUGAAACCAGGUGACAGAAUACAUGGAUAUACAGUCAACAAGGUUGUGCCAGUACCUGAACUGUUCCUAGUGUCUGUCCAACUGACACACAAUAACACAGGAGCCCAGCAUUUACAUAUUGCUAGAGAUGAUGCCAAUAAUGUUUUUGGUGUUGCAUUCAGGACUACUCCAAUGGACAGCACAGGGGUUUCCCAUAUUCUGGAGCACACAGCUCUGUGUGGCUCACAGAGCUACCCAGUCAGGGAUCCAUUCUUCAAGAUGCUUAACAGAUCCCUCUCUACCUUCAUGAAUGCCUUCACAGCCAGUGACUUCACCAUGUAUCCUUUCUCAACUCAAAACCCAAAAGACUUUGAGAAUUUGCUCUCUGUUUACCUGGAUGCAGCCUUCUUUCCACAACUAAGAGAGCAAGAUUUCAGGCAAGAAGGUUGGCGGCUAGAGCCUGAAGAUUUGGCCAAUCCAGAUUCACCAUUGAUCUUUAAGGGAGUGGUUUUCAAUGAAAUGAAGGGUGCCAUGUCAACACCAGAGUCGUUAUUUGUUCAUCAUGCCCAAAGCAACUUAUUACCCAGUCACACAUAUAGCAACAAUAGUGGAGGGGAUCCACUGUGUAUUCCUGACCUCACAUGGCAACAGUUAAAAGAUUUUCAUGCCUCACACUAUCAUCCCAGUAACUCCAGGUUCUAUACUUAUGGAGACCUCCCCCUAGAGAAAAAUCUAGAAAAUAUUGAGACUAAAGUUUUACGCCAUUUUGACAAGAUCUCUGUAACAACAGACAUUCCACAUGAACCACGCUGGUUAAAACCUCGAGAAAAACAUGUAACCUGCCCUGUUGAUCCAAUGGCUGCAAAUCCUGACAAGCAAACUACAGUGGGACUACAUUAUUUAACAGGAAGAACCACAGAUGCAUUUGAUAAUUUCUCCAUGGUCAUUUUAUCUUCACUUUUAAUGAGUGGUCCAAACUCACCAUUCUACAAUUCCCUUAUCGCACCAAACAUUGGCUCAGAUUACUCACCAGGAGCAGGGUUUGAUAAUGGAACAAGAGAUGCUUCAUUUUCAAUUGGUCUUCAAGGCAUCAAGAAAGAUGACUACCCAAUGGUUGUUGAACAAAUUCACAAGACAUUUGAUCAAGUUAUUGAGGAAGGUUUUCCAUCUGAGAGGGUGGAAGCAGCUCUUCACAGGGUGGAGCUAGCAACAAAACAUCAGAGCAGUAACUUUGGACUGGGACUCAUUACGGGAAUAAUGUCAGCAUGGAAUCACGGUGCCGAUCCAUCAGAAUAUUUGCUGAUUAAUGACCAUGUACAGCUGUUUAAGGAAAAACUAGCAAACGGACCAUUUCUACAAGAAAAAGUGAAGGAGUGUUUUAAGGAUAACCCACAUUGCCUGACACUUGUUAUGAAUCCUGAUCCAGAGUAUGAGGCAGAACUGAACAAGAAAGAAAAAGAAAAGUUACAAAGUAAAGUUAGUUGUUUAUCUGAAGACGAUAAAAGGAACAUUUAUCAAAAAGGUAUUGAACUGGCUGAACAACAGAAUACUGUUGAAGAUGUGUCCUGUCUACCGAAGAUGGCGAUUUCUGAUAUUGAUUCUGAAGUUAAGCCAGUUAAGUUAGAACAUUAUAUAUCCGCUGGAGUCCCUGUGCAGUAUUGUGAACAACCCACCAAUGGGAUUACAUAUUUUCGUGCAAUUUCCAGCAUUACCGAUAUACCAGAGGAUUUACGGCAAUACCUGCCUCUCUUCUGCUUCAUUUUAACCAAAAUGGGUGCUGGUAACCUCAGCUACCGUGAACUGUCCCAGCUGAUAGAGAUGAGAACAGGAGGCAUGGGCCUAUCAACACACGUGUCCUCUCACCAUAGUGACAUGAAAGCGUUUGAACAGGGUCUUUCCUUUUCCUCUCACUGUCUUGACAAGAACCUCCCUCACAUGUUUUACUUGUGGGGAGAAAUAUUUUCCAGACCUACAUUAAACGACCUUGAACGUCUGCGCACGCUCAUUAAUAUGCUUGCCUCAGACUUGGCGAUGUCUGUUGCUCACUCGGGACACUUGUAUGCGAUGGCACUCGCCUCUAGUUCCCUGUCUCCCGCGGCACACCUCAGUGAGCAGUUUUCAGGACUUUCUCAGGUCCUGUUUAUGAAGAACAUGGCUGAAAUGGAGGACCUGACACCAAUUAUAGAGAAAUUCAGCUCCAUAGCAAUUGAGGUGUUGGAAGGUACACAAUUCAGAUGCGCAGUUAACACAACAGCUCAAGAACGACAAGCAGUGGAAAAUGCUUUGGAAGGUUUCUGUGAUUCGCUGUCCAGUAGUUUAUUCGAAGAGUCGUCUCAUGUUCAGCUCCCAGACUACACGCCAUCUACAGUGAAGACCCACUAUGAGGUACCUCUCCCAGUUAAUUACAUAAGCAGGUGCCUACCCACAGUGCCCUACACACAUGAGGACCAUCCUAAAUUAAGAAUUCUGGCCAAACUCCUCUCGGCGAAGUUUCUUCACCGCGAAAUAAGGGAGAAAGGUGGAGCGUAUGGCAGUGGUGCUAAGAUGGGAGGCGGUAUCUUCUCAUUCUACUCCUACAGAGAUCCUAAUUUCGAAGGUACGCUGUCAGCCUUUGAGGACUCCAUUCAGUGGGCGCUUGAGGGAAAGUUUACAGACCAAGACAUUGAGGAAGCAAAGCUUUCUGUUUUCGCCGAAGUCGACAAACCAGUAUCACCAAGCAACCGAGGCAUGCUGUACUUUACUCAAGGUGUGACAGAUGAAAUGCGCCAGGCAAACAGAGACCGGCUGUUUAACGUGACCAGGGAUGACGUCAUUCACGUGGCACGCACGUACUUGGCCUCCUCAGACGUUCCCAAUGCAGUAGCAGUGCUAGGGCCUGGAAACAACCUUACAGCCAAUGAUAGUUCGUGGAUUGUAAGAAGAGAAAACUUGAGCUGAUUUCGACAUCGCUGUAGGAUUACUGUGACAUAUUCUAAAUGGGCGUCCAUGAUUAAAGACCGCAACUGGAGAUCACUGUUGGCAACUAGGAUACACAUUCACUCGGGUCUCUGUUGGGUAUGGUGAAUGAGCGUUCGAAACCUAAGGAGGUGGUGCCAGGAGAGGAAUGGAAUUAUCGAUAAAAAGCCCCCCUUCCACCCUCCUACUCAUCAGCACACGUCGUGAACAAGAUUUAACCUGAGAAUGAAUGAAGCUUCUCUCAGAAACGUCGACGAGACAGAUUUGACUUGUUAUCCGUCUUCAAGCAAAUCUAGCUUGAAACAAUGUCCAAAUGCAGUUCGUAGACCAAUUCCUGAUUAUCCGCCACACAAGAAUUCUCCGUUUGGUGAUAAACGUGAUACCAGAUCAAGCCACCAUAACACGCCUGAUUAUUUGCUACUCUAACUUGAGAAACUGAAUUUGUUUCUAACCGUUCUGUCUUCUUCAAGAAAUAAAGUUGAAAAACGAGACGA
Pocillopora verrucosa is the source of this 3672-nucleotide messenger RNA. Its product is annotated as presequence protease, mitochondrial. Gene Ontology annotation, molecular function: metal ion binding; metalloendopeptidase activity. NCBI's taxonomy places the organism in Eukaryota, Metazoa, Cnidaria, Anthozoa, Scleractinia, Pocilloporidae. The record is from RefSeq and is a predicted model, not a curated record. Gene Ontology annotation, cellular component: mitochondrial matrix. Gene Ontology annotation, biological process: protein processing.